This is a messenger RNA of Mizuhopecten yessoensis (Yesso scallop), 692 nucleotides long. Its product is annotated as perlucin-like protein. The transcript has 5 exons. Gene Ontology annotation, molecular function: signaling receptor activity. Bases 70 to 621 code for a protein of 183 amino acids. NCBI's taxonomy places the organism in Eukaryota, Metazoa, Mollusca, Bivalvia, Pectinida, Pectinidae. The record is from RefSeq and is a predicted model, not a curated record.
GCGGUCAAACCUUAUCACCCUCUCCCGGACUACUGAUAUCUGCCAUUCCACCUAUUAUCAGCUACGACCAUGGUUCUGCGAUUAGGACUGCUCUUGUGUGUCGGUUUACCACUGGUGCUGGCGACCUGUCAGAUCGGCUGGACAGAGUACAAAGAGGAUUGUAUCUGGUUUAGUCAAGGCAAGAAAUCGUGGAACGAUGCUGAGGCCGAUUGUAGGUCCAAGACUGCCUGGUUACUGAGUGACGACAGCCAGGAUAAACAUGAUUUCCUGGCCACCAUUCUCAAUGUGCUAAGAGGUCGCGGUAUAGCAGAGUGGUUUAUAGGUGCUACCGACUACACGUUUGAGGGAAGCUUUAGAUGGCUGGAGACCGGUGGUCCUCUGACCUUCACAAAAUGGGCUCCAGGACAACCGAAUGGGACUACAGUCGAAAAUUGCCUGACACUGAAAUGGGUAGAUCGUGAAUUGUUAUGGGAAGACGAAAAGUGUUCUUCGAGAGGAAAGCGUGCGAAUAACAAUAACCACACCCACGUCCAUCACACUCACCCACCACCCAUGGGAAUGUACUACUAUAUCUGUGAGACCAGGAACGGGGAUCAUAACAGCGGACCGGUAUUUGGUUAGAUACACAACAAUGGUUUCUGCGCUGGUACAGAAUGUAUCUUCUGUUAAGACAAAUUAAAUAUUAUGCAAAA